Messenger RNA from Achroia grisella, 6533 nucleotides. RefSeq names its product cadherin-89D (gene Cad89D). Gene Ontology annotation, molecular function: calcium ion binding; cadherin binding. Gene Ontology annotation, cellular component: plasma membrane; catenin complex. Gene Ontology annotation, biological process: homophilic cell-cell adhesion. Bases 56 to 6178 code for a protein of 2040 amino acids. The record is from RefSeq and is a predicted model, not a curated record. Lineage: Eukaryota; Metazoa; Arthropoda; Insecta; Lepidoptera; Pyralidae. The transcript is spliced from 21 exons.
UGGAAAUGCCAAGUGUAUACAUUUUAGUGAAUUAAUUCGCAACAAAAUAAUAAACAUGUCAAUAUACGCAUCAAGAUUUAUUACGUUCCUGCUCGUGGCCACACUUGCGAGAGAUACGAUAUGUUGCAAUUUUUACCCAGUUGGCGAAUAUUUGAAGUUUGUGAGGAUACCUGAGAACCUGAAAGUGGGAGAGGAAGUACUGCAGAUUGAAGUACAUCCAAGAAAGAACCUCAGUCUCCAACCGGUGGAUAAAGAAGAAGAUGCCCAAUACUUUACGUAUCGAGACGUGAAUCGAACUCACGUCUCCGUGGUGUUAGCACAAAGCCUCAACUCCAUGGUCGACAGUGACACGCCGCAAAAUGUUAUGAAGUUCAGACUUGGUUGCGACUUCGAUUCUGGUGAUGAUCUUAUCUCGGCUUACUUAUCAGUGACAGUGUACAUAGAAGACGUCAACGAUAAUUCACCAAAGUUCAUAGAUUUGCCAUAUAAAGUUACAGUGGACGAAUUAACACCGGCAGGUCUAACAAUAUUCAAAGGAAUCCGUGCAUUUGAUCGAGACAAGCCCAAUACGCCAAACUCGGAUAUCCAGUACAGCAUCACAGGUGGCAACGGUGAUGACCACUUCGCACUUGAAAGUUCACACAAACCUGCUCUCAUAUUGAAGAGACAACUUGACUACGAUACGGGAGAUAGGGAGUUCAAAAUUGUAGUUACAGCUUCGGAUCGUGGAUCUCCACCUCGUAGCAGCAACACAACAGUCGUGAUCUACGUAUUGGAUAAUGAUGAUCUGCCGCCAAAGUUCUCACGCGACGUCUACAGAACGCAGAUACCCGAAUUUUAUCCACUGCUGGGUAAACGUAUACAUCAGGCAUUAACAUUUCAAGAAAAUAUAAAGGCAUUUGACCAAGAUGAAGGUAUCGAUGCAGCUCUGCGGUACGAACUGGUUGCAGGCAAUGAGCGAAAACUAUUCCUUUUAGACUCUCUCAAUGGUUCCUUGUAUCUCGAGAAAGAAAUAGACCUUGAUGCUGAAACAGGUCUUCCAGGUAACACGUUUGUGUUACAAGUACAGGCAUCGCAGCUCGAUAAUCCUCUAAAAACAGCACAAGCCAGAAUAGAAGUUGAAAUAUUGGAUCUAAAUGACAACUUACCUGAAUUCGAAGUAGAUUUUUAUAACAUAAGCAUCGUAGAAAAUUUACCCAACGGUUUCAGUGUAUUACAAGUGAUGGCAACAGAUAUAGAUCAAGGUGAUAAUGGAGAGUUUACGUAUCAACUCAGCGAUCGUAAAGGCGCCUUUUCAAUCGAUCCUAGGAGUGGAUGGCUCACUGUUAAAAAUCAGACCGUUUUGGACAGAGAACGUCACUCAUCUUUGAGGAUGAAAGUAUAUGCUAAAGAAAAAAAUCCCAGUGUUGUUGGAGCGUUUUAUGAUAAACAACGACAAUCAAAAUGGCGUAGAAAUUCCGUUACAUCUAGACCAGGCUACAGAGACAGAGACAGAACAACUUACGUUUUUCCUGAUAAAUUAGGAAAUAAAAAUGAAAAUAUUGAAUUUUUCGAAGAAGCUCAUCAACUUAUGUCUUUUGUAACUGUAGAAGUAACUCUUUUAGAUGCUAAUGAUAAUAAUCCUGUAUUUGUUCCGAGUAACCUUUAUGAAUUUAAUAUUAAGUCAAAUUCUAAAAUUGGUACGUUUAUCGGAAAAAUUAAGGCUGUUGAUCCAGACUUAGGCAGAAAUGGAAUGGUUUAUUACGACUUACAAAGAACUAGUAAUUUAACUAUUACAUCACCAUUUCUGAUUGAUGCCAAGACUGGUGCCAUUAGUGUAGCUGAAACUCCGAUCAUAGAAGGAAGGCAUGCUCUUUUUAUUGAAGCUUCAGAUCAACCUGCUAAUCCUAGCGAGAGAAGAUAUUCUUUAGCUGUAGUUACCAUUGACGUUACUAGACCUGGUAAAGGUAAUAAAUCAGAAAGACCGGACUUUCUUGGAUCUCCGUACGAAUUUUGGGUAGGAUCUAAUGUUGGCAUUGGAACAAGCGUUGGACAGAUUCGAAUCAAUGAUGCGAUGGAAAAAAGUGAAGUCUCUUAUGAUUUGCUACAUAGUUAUGAAGAAGGAGUACCAUUUGCUGUCGAAGAAAAAUCUGGGGUUAUAACAGUUAUAGAAGAACUAACAAAAUUUAAUCGUCCAAUUUAUGAUUUUGAGGCGGUAGCAAUGCAGGACAAUUCUAAUAUAACAAUAUCGACGAAUACUACAAUUCAUGUCGUUGAUGUUAAUGACGAGAGAGGUGUUUUAUUGAAGGGUUCUAAAACUCCGCUCGUGUUUCAUGUUAAGGAAAACGUAGCAGGAGCAAUGAUUGGCCAAAUUUUUCCAGUCAAUAUAAGUACAUUAUCUACGAAUAAUACAGGAAAUAUUCGGUUCAUAAUUGCCAAUCAGCAAGAUGUUUCAGAGGACAUAGCUAUUGGAGAAGACGGAUCAAUUUAUGCCCAAAAGCCCUUAGAUCGAGAGAAGCGAGAUAUAUACAGUUUGACCAUUAUUGCAGAAUUUAAUAAAGGAAUGAUUUCUGGUGCAGGAAUAUAUCAAGUAACCAUUCACGUUGAUGAUGAAAACGAUAACCCACCAAUAUUUGAAAUACAGGCAUAUGAAGGAUAUAUUCCUGAAAAUUCGAAGAAAGGCACAGAAGUUAAAAUUACUAAUAGAAUACUAGCUACGGAUUCUGAUAUCGAAGAAAAUGCUAUGUUUAUGUACACACUUUUUGGUGAUGGACAUGAAAUGUUUAAUAUCGAUCAAGACACUGGUAUCGUUACAUUUGUUGGUGACAAAAUAGACCGCGAAGAAAAAAGUAAUUAUUUGCUAAAAAUAGUAGCAAGAGAUAGAGGGGGUUUAAGUUCAGAUGCAACAUUAACAAUUACAGUCGUAGAUGAAAAUGAUAAUGUACCCAUAUAUAAACAAUUAACAAUACCAUUCGGAGAGAAUAUUGAUUUGUUGGAAGCCGAUGACAAUGUUCAAGUAAAAAUAUACAAAGAAAAAAAGAAUGAAGCAUCAGGGAGUCUUGUAAAUGUAGAAGUGAAACCAAGGAACAAAUUUCCUCUAAAAAUUGGAGACCUAGGUCCGUUAUUUUUAGUACCAGAAAAUGUAGCUAUAGGUUCAACAAUAUUAAAAUUAGGUGCCAUUGACAUGGAUAGUGGAAUUAAUGGUCAAGUCAGAUACGAAUUUAUUUCAGAAGUAUUUAUACCUCCGCAUGAAGUAUCCUCUGAUUCUUUACAAAUUAAACGAUAUUUUGUAAUAAACGAAAGACAUGGACAUAUUAUUGUUGCAAGAACAUUACCUCCUGAAUCAGAAUUUAGAUUAAAUAUAUCAGCAUUAGAUGGCGGAGAGUUGAGUGACCAUAUCUCUGUCCGAUUUUUUAUAAAAGACAUCAACGAUCAUUAUCCUAUGUUCAAAAAAUCAUGGUAUAUGUUUAAUGUUGAGGAGGCUCAGUAUACAAGAAAAGUUCUAGGCAAGGUAGAUGCCACUGAUGCUGAUUAUGGACAAAACGCCAAUAUUUCUUACUUUAUCCAACCAUCCAGCCAAGAACUGCCAUUUGAAAUAUCACCUUUGACUGGAGUGUUCAGUGUUAAUGGUGAACUUGACAGAGAAAAAGAAGACAAAUAUGUACUGACCGUUGUAGCAAGAGAUAACGGAGCAGAUAAUAAACUAUCUUCUUCAGUAAGUGUAGAAGUACAAGUAUUAGAUGUAAACGACAACGCGCCAAAGUUCUAUGGUUACAAUGAAUUAUUGAAGUGGCAACAUCCAGAAGCAGAUGAAAUUUCAAACCAUAACUUCGAAUCAGUUAUGAUGUUACCUAUUUAUAAAGCUACUUUAGAAGAAAAUUCACCUAUAGGAACUACUGUUACUAAGGUAUAUGCGAAUGAUUCUGACUUUAUUGGAAAUGGAAACGGCUUGAUUCUCUAUAGCUUACCACAAAAAAAGAAUCAAUUAAAUCUAUUUGCCAUUGAUUCUAAGGAAGGAAUAAUCACUACAAUGGGCAGAUUAGAUUAUGAAACGCAAUCGGUACAUAAUGUAACGGUAGUAGCUUCAGAUUUAGGAUCGCCUAGUCUAAGUUCAACUGCCAUAUUGAUGCUGACUGUCACUGAUGUUCCUGAUGAAGUUGAAAUGUCAGAUAAACCUGUAUUCAUAUCAAGAUACUAUGAAUUAGAAGUAGAAGAAAACAUUGAAACACCAAUUGAACUAGUCACUUUAAAUUUAACUGAGCAUUAUGAAAAUACGAAGAUGAAAUACUUUAUUCUAAAUGAAGACGUACCUGGUAUUAAGAAAAUGUUUGUGAUUGAUCCUCGUAAUGGUACUCUGUAUUUGGUAAGAAGUCCAGAUCGUGAAGUUAAGGAUAUUUAUGAAGUAAUAGUAAGGGCUGAAAGACAGAAAGUGAGCAGAGAUAUGCCUCACAUGAUUUAUCCAGUAGCCGACGAUGUUCUAGAAGGAAUGAGUAAAUAUGACGUAAAAGUGUUGGUACGAAUAAAGGACGUGAACGACAAUGCUCCCAAAUUUAUAAACGGUGGCAGACCAUUAGUGACUGCUAUACCUACAACUGCAGCAUUUGGUUAUCAAGUUAUACAGUUACAGGCUACUGACGCUGAUACAGGAAUUAACGCUGACAUUCGUUAUCAAAUAAUCAACGAGCAAGCUCCCAGAUUUGCCAUCGACGCAGUUUCUGGAACUGUACGUGUUGUGUCAUCUCUAACUCGAGAUGCUGGACGAGUGUUUGGAUUCGACGUAAAAGCGACUGACAAACGAGGGGCUGAUGAUGGAAAAUCGGCGAUUGCUAACGUAUUUGUGUAUGUGCUAGAUGAAAAUAAACAACUAGUGCUGGUUGUCGGUGCAAAGCCAAUGGAAGUUGAAAAGGGAAUCAUUAAUAUUACUCGGACCCUUACUGGGAUAACAGGGUAUGAUAUUAGAGUGAGACGGCUAGAAUCAAACGCAAAGGCAUCCAUGGACGGAGUCGCGACUGACGUGUAUAUUUACGCUGUGGAUCCCAUGUCCAACGCGAUCAUCGACAUGGAAGUGCUACAGAAGUCUCUAUUAAAAAGAGAGGCAGAUCUCCGCCAUGAGCUGGGUGGAUUCAAAGUUUUAGAAGUUGGUGGAACAGCUAUGGUUCAAGCAAGAAGUGGAAAGUUACUCAGCACUAUGGAGAUAAGCAUCGUAGCACUUGCUUGUAUUGUGUUUGUUGGUGCCUGUACAGCUGCUAUUUGCAUAUUGUGCGUCAGGAGGAGCAGGAGACAACGUCAGAAACCAUAUUCCCAACGUCUUAAUGCUUUUUCUACUGAACACCUAACUAAAUACGGAGGCCUAUUCCCAUCCGGGGCCAACCAGUGUCAAGAAUUGAACCAGUCGUACAGUGAAGCCGAUUCUUAUAUAGAUGUGGUCAAUCACAAUGUAGCAAAGAAGAUAUGUCCACACGGGAACACGGUGGAAGACUUCGGUAAAGCGCAUCAGAAAUGCGUUAAUAAUGAGUUCAAUCCGAAACACGAAAGGAUGUGCAUCAAAUUCAAUCAACGACCAAUGCAGAAAAGGAAGGGGCAAGACACAUCGAUAACGUCAGUGAAUUCCAGUGGCCAAGAUUCCGGGAUCGCUGAAGGUGUUCGAUGUCCGUGCGGACAGUCCAGCCUGCACACUUCAGAAGAGAGCAGCGGUUGCAGUUACGAAGAUUCUUUAAAGUCAAACCACAAUCAGGAAGGUCGAAAGAUCUUCCAUCGAUCCGAGCAGGACCACAGAUUCCUUCGACGAGCUUCUUUCGCUCAUCACCCGACCAUCGAUCCUCGACCUAUCCACUAUAGAAGACAGUCAUUCUCCGAAAACAUGCAGCGGCACUUCCCGCCUUUGGAGAGAAUUGGAUCUGAAGCCAGAUUAACUAGGCAGAUAUCAUCUCCAAACGUUUCCAAUAUAACUCAAUCGUACUUCAUGAACACUAACAAGCAGAAUGUGAGAAGAAUGAAUGAGCCUAUGAUUGAUUACGAUCACAGUGAAGCAGAGGAUGUGUUCGAUACGAGGAUGAAGAGAAAGCCAAGUGCAAAGAACAAUAGAGGGAAGUUUAUGGAGCUGGGUGGGCAGGCUGCUGUGUUUGUGGCAACGCCUGCUGCAGCAGAAAUAAUGCGCAGACAAGGCAGCGAGAGGCUUAUGUUUGCUAGGCCAUUAUAGCAUAUUUAGUUCAAAUCUGUGAUUGUUGGAAUACUCUACGAACUUCUAUUGUGAUAGACAAUUGAGUUUAUGAUUUGUGCAAUUUAGUUGUAUUUAUAGUGUUUUAUGUGUAUACAUAAUGUAAAUAAGACUUAAUGCCUGUACAUGUUAGUGUAAGAUAUUGUUCUUCUUGCCUACCGUAGCUUUACCUUCAUAAUCUUGGUACUUAUGUCCAAAGAGAGUGGUUGCAGUUAAUAGUGCCAUUUUGGGGAUGUCUUCAGAAAGUAAAAGGAAGACUUUAUAGUGUUACGAUAGUUAAUAUAAUAACCACCUUAUGCAUAUUUAUGUUAAAUGACGUUUUUGUAAUUUUGUAAAU